AUGCAGAUCAGCUUCUCUAAGAAGAAGGUUUCUGACAGUUUCUCCGGCUGUUCAAAGCAACGGUCUCAGACGUUCUUGCAGGUGACGAAGCCGGAUGCAGAGGUCCUGGGCAAGGUGGCACGUGGUUUCCCGUAUGAGAAGGUGAGGGAGAGGACUCUGUACCUGCAGGUGUUGGACUUUGACCGGUUCAGUCGUAACGACCCCAUCGGGGAGGUUUCCAUCCCUCUCAACAAGCUCAGUGACCUGGGACACAUGCAGACCUUCUGGAAGGAGCUCAAACCCUGCAUGGAUGGAGCGGGGAGGCGAGGGGACCUGCUGGUGUCUCUGUGCUAUAACCCAACAGCCAACACCAUCACUGUGAACAUCAUCAAAGCACGCAAUCUCAAAGCCAUGGACAUAGGAGGAACAUCAGACCCCUAUGUGAAGCUGUGGCUGAUGCACAAGGACAAACGCAUUGAGAAGAAGAAGACAGUGACCAUAAAGUGUUGUCUCAACCCCGUCUUCAAUGAGUCUUUCCCCUUCGAGGUUCCGGCCCACGUCCUCCGGGAGACCACCAUCAUCAUCACCGUCAUGGACAAGGACCGGCUCAGCCGCAAUGACGUCAUUGGCAAGAUCUACCUAUCUUGGAAGAGUGGUCCAGCGGAGGUGAAGCACUGGAAGGACAUGAUGGGCCGGCCGCGUACUAAUGUGGCCCAAUGGCACGCUCUCAAGGCCUGAUCGUCCCGC
Oncorhynchus masou masou (cherry salmon) is the source of this 726-nucleotide messenger RNA. RefSeq names its product synaptotagmin-7-like. Gene Ontology annotation, molecular function: calcium ion binding; clathrin binding; phosphatidylserine binding. Gene Ontology annotation, cellular component: plasma membrane; synaptic vesicle. Bases 1 to 717 code for a protein of 238 amino acids. Lineage: Eukaryota; Metazoa; Chordata; Actinopteri; Salmoniformes; Salmonidae. The transcript is spliced from 5 exons. Gene Ontology annotation, biological process: regulation of dopamine secretion; cellular response to calcium ion; calcium-ion regulated exocytosis. The record is from RefSeq and is a predicted model, not a curated record.